CUUUCUUCGUGCAUGGAAGUUGUCUCUUCCGGUGCAGAAAUGCGGUUCUUGCCGCUGCUCCACUCCUGGGACUCGACACAGAUGUGGGACGUUAUGUGAACGCCAUGACAAGACUACAUUCUGCAAUGUGUGAGAAAGCUGCAGCAUCUUGUGAAGAGUUGCGCUGUGGUCUCAAACAGAAGUGCAUUAUCAAAGAUGGAAAACCAUUCUGUUCUCCUUUGAAAACUAAAAUAUGCUCUGCAUGGGGUGACUCUUACCACUGCAUGUUUGAUGGAAGAGGUUUUGUCCUGAGGGGAAACUGUAACUACACGUUACGUUCAGACUACCUGUAAAGGAGACUGUAUAUAAAGCCACUGUCUCCUGCAUUCACACAGUGGAGAUAAGUAUCCAGGGCUUUAAUAUCUCUAUAGUUAAAGGAGAUAAAAUCAUGUCAAGACAGAAGAAGAACCUGCCCGUCAACCUGGGAGAUGGGUCCCUGAACUUUUAUCCAAGUGGCUCUGGGGUUUUCAUGGACACCAACUUUGGUCUGACUCUGCAGUACGAUUCGAAGCACCAUCGUACCCUCUGUGGCCUGUGUGGGAACUUUAAUGCUAAUCCAGAAGACGAUCUGAUGCCUGAUGAUGAUCCUGAUAUCUUUCAGGCUAUUGCGUAUUGGCAGACCAGCAGUGAAUGUGUGGCUGUGCCUAAUAACACCUCAGCUUGCAAUUCACACGAUACAGCUCUUUAUUAGUGUAAAGAUUUCUGUGGAAGGAUACUGGAUUCAGAGUUAUGUGGCUGUGUGUCAAGAAACAGGCGCUAUAGUGGAUGAAUGGAGGGCCUCUGCAUUUUGUAAUCUCACCUGUCCACCUAACAGUGAAUACCAACUAUGCUCCAGUCACAUCUCUGACUGUGUUGAAAACCCAAGUCCUCUAGCAGUGACAUGCAAAGUGGGGUGUUUCUGCAGACCUGGGUUUUUCCAUAGUGGUGGCAAAUGUGGUCACGACAAUGAGUGUGGCUGCAUUUACAAUGGAAUCUACCAUGAAAUUCAUGAGAACUUCUUCCCUGAUGAAUGCUGUCAGCUGCACUGUGUCUGUGUGGGCCACAACACGGUGCGGUGUACCAACCACACAGGGUCAGGGGUCACAGGGCAUGCCACGCAUCACAGCCCGUUAAAUGCACAGUCAUGAGUGGCAGACACUUCAGAAACUACGAUGGACAAAACUUUGACUUUAAUAUGGGAAACUGCAAUUAUGUUCUAUCCCAGGUUUGUGAUGAGGAAGAAUCUGAGCCUAUUCUUCAGAAAGGAUAGCUGCACCUGAGGGUCCAUGGAGUGAAUAUAUUGAAAAUUGAGCAUUUAGGCAAAGUAAAAGUCGAUGGUGCUCUUCGGAGUCUUCCUGUCCAACUAGAUCAUGAGGAAAUACUCCUUUCUGGCCUGCUGACUCGAGUUGUUGUUGACACUGGGGUUGUUGUCAAUUAUGGAGGGCCUCACCUGACACAAGUGGUCAUUCCUGCCUCUCAUAGAAAAAUGUGUGGCUUGUGUGGAAACAUCAGUGCUGUUGCUACAGAAGAGAAACAGUCUGAAUGGCAGCCAUGCAAGAAAUGUUUCACUGUUUGCUUCUUCCUGGUCACUUUCCCCACCUGGAACUAACUGCUCUGAAGAACGGAUCUCUGUUCAGCAUGCAACUCUACCAGGACAGCUGAAUUAGCAUCUGAUAACAUCUGUGGCAUGCUGCUUUCUCCUGCAGGCUCAUUUGGUGGAUGCCACUCUGCUGUGGACCCAGAGCCCUUCUUUCAAAACUGUGUGAAUGACUUGUGUAUUUCUAAUGGGAAUGAAGAAUUGUUUUGCAGGAGUCUGAGCGAAUACACUUUUGCGUGCCAGGGGGCAGGAGCUGAAGUCAAACCAUGGAGGAGUGAGAAGUGCUCACCUUCAUGCCCUGAAAACUCUCAGUACAGUAUAUGUGUCAGUGCAUGCCCUGAGUCCUGUGGUAUUUCAUCUGAUAUCCACUGUCCGUGGCCCUGUUAUGAGGGAUGUCAGUGUGAGUCCGGAUACAUGCAGAGUGGAAAUGGCUGCAUCAAACCUGAGCAAUGUGGCUGUUUCUAUCAUGGGCACGACUAUGAGUUUGGGGAGAUAUCAUGGACUGAGGGAUGCUACACUGUCGCUGGCGCUGUGAGCCAGUCUCUUGCCCCGAGGGUGAGAGCUGCACCCUUAGCAAUACCUGGGGUUGUGCAAGGAAAGCCAUGUCCUGCUCAUUGAACAGCCAUUUUGAGUCCUGUGGCACAGCCUGCCCCGCCACCUGUGAGAACCCAUCUGCCUUAAAACCCCUGCACCCAGUCCUGCGUGCAGACCUGCCAGUGCAACUCCGGGUUUGUGUCCCCUUGUCCCAGUGUGGCUGCAAUCACAAUGGGGCAAGUUACCACAGCAACCAGACCUUCUGGGCUGAUGAGGGAUGCACUGAACAGUGUGUCUGUGACCCCCACACCCGCCAGACAUGGUUCCAUUCAGAUUCAUGUGGCCCUGAUGAAAACUGCAGCCUUCAAGAUGAAGUCAGAACCUGUAUCCCCCUCGCGCAGAAGACUUGCAUGUACACCGGACAUCAUGUGAUCACCUUUGACCACCAUGACUAUAAUUUACACUGCACCUGUCAGUACCAGUUGCUGGGCAUAUGUGAACAGAAACAAGGGCUGGCUGCGCUUAAAGUUCAUGUACAGACAGACAGAUGGACACCUAGCGUCAGAACUACACUUAGAACAUUGAGACCUGUCCUUUCCCUCCAGUACCAGUUACAACACAAGCUCUGCCUCCGUUCACCUCUGCCUUGGCUGGAAGAAUAACACGGUAGAGAUGCCUCCUAACACUGGGGAGAACUGUCUCUGUGAUGCAGGGUGAGUUCACAGUGGCAGCCUCUGUGUCUACCGAGAAAACUGUGGCUGCCUUCACCAUGGAGAGUAUCUCAGGACAAGAGGUGUCUACAUGCAGACAAAGCUGUUUAUGUCAUGCUGGGGGAAACAUGAAUUGUCAUGUCUCCUGUGGAGAGUAUGAAGAGUAUAAGCUUAUUAGGGGAGUUCAAGGUUGCCACCCCAAACCCAAAGUGGUACACUGCUUUGUUGACAGCUCCAAAUACACCACAUUUGAUGGAUGGGCAUUUGAAUUUCAGGGUUCACGUAACUACACUCUGGUGCAGAUAUGCUCUCUAAAGAAACCGAAUGUGGAGCCUGUUGUUAUCGCUGCACAUGGCAACCACACUGAAGGCAGGCAGAUCAAUCUGCAAGUCAAUACAACAUAUUUUGAGGUCUCAACAGCUUUUCCUGGAAGAAUUCAGGUCAUUUGUGGAAUUAUUUCAAUUUGACUUUCUGUUUAUCAGCUAUCACACACUGCAUUUUUUCAGUGUAUUGUUUGAUGUUUAAAACCUUUUUCCCAGGUAAAUGGAGUGUAUGAGAAUCUGCAAUUCUCCCAGAACAAUGUCACUGUGUACAUCAGAGAAAUGGUUUGAUCAUCAUCAAGACCCCACAGGCAGUUGAGCUUCUUUCAGACCUACAGGGCCACAUUCAGGUUAACAUUCCUGACAUUUACCACCAGUCUACCUGUGGCCUUUGUGGAAACUACAAUGAUAAUCUGUUAUGACCUGCAGCUGCCAAAUGGCACUGUGACUGCAGAUCCUGAAAUUUUUGGGCCAUCUUGGAAGUUGUCUAAUGAAUCGUCCUGCAGCGACACGUGUAACAGCAGCUGUCAACUCUGCCAGAGCCCUAUGCCAGAGUAUAGCUCUGACCUGUACUGUGGCCUCCUCACCCACCCGAGGGGACCAUUCUCCUCUUGUCACCAUUUAGUGGAUCCCCGGAAAUACUACUCACUCUGUAUGAAAAAUCUUUGUCUUGCAAAGGGGCAGCACAGGGCCCUGUGUGAGGCACUGUGGGUUUAUGAUGCAGCACAUAAGGAAGCAGGAGAGAUGACUGACUUCUGGACAAACACCACAGGCUGUGCUCAUCAAUGUCCUCAGUUCAGCCACUACAGCCAAUGUGCCACUGUUUACUCCUCAUUCCUGAUAUCAGCGUUGGCAGUGCAGUGCCCUGGAGAUUGUGAGGAAGGUUGCAUGUGUGACACUCAUCACUUUUUUUUCGAUGGCCAUGUCUGUGUACCAGCUGAGCAGUGUGGCUGUGUCCAGAACUUAACAAGGUUUAAGGCCUUUGAGUGCAAACUUCUCCAAAACUGCACUGUUAACCUCCUCCUCUUGUUUGUGAGAGAUUCUUCUGUCCUCCACUGCACAGUUGUACAAUUCUAGAUGGAAUCGUGAGCUGCCAUAAGGAUGCUAUUUAAACUGAAGAACCAUUUUUAGAUCUUUAUCUGACUGCUAGUGCAUUACUACUUUCUGUAGUUAAAAUGUUAUAUUUAUCUUUGAUACAGCGAAGAUUCCAGAUCUCUGUGAGGGGAAAAUGUGAUGAAACAGAGAAAUGCUCCCUGAGCGACUGUGGUGUUCCUGUAUGUGAGAGCCAUCAGGGUCUGUGUUGGACCUGGGGAGGGCAGCACUACCACACCUUCGAUGGGCCCAGCUAUGACUUUGAGGGCACCUGUACCUAUUUGUUCACAGCCAGCAAAAGGCCAGCAUGUGAUCUGACGCCCUUCAGUGUGUCAAAGAAGAACAAGUGCAAAGGCAACAGAGCCGCAUCCUCCACACAGGUGGUAACUUUACAAGCUUAUGGGUUCAUCAUAAAGCUCAGUGGUGAAAAGGGCAAGAUACAUGUAAGUGUCGGUUUUAUAAUGAAACUUUGUGUACCGAUUGUUGAACUACAACUUUUCACUUUUCCCCUUUAACUGAGGUUAUUGGUCUGGUGACUUACAUUCCUGUUGAUCUGCUGCAGGGUAAAAUACAGGUCUCUCACAUUGAAGGCAAAACUCUUCUGAAAACGGACUUUGGUUUGCAGCUAGUCUUCGGGCUUAACUCAACACUUGUUGUUACACUGCAUCCACGCUACAAGGGCAAAGUGUAUGGCCUCUGUGGAAAUUUCAAUGGUGAUAUUAAAGAUGAGUAUCCUGCAGCCAGACCUGGUUCCCUUCCCAUUAAGACAAGUGUGGAGCUUGCUCAGGCUUACAAGCUCUUUGAUGGGGACCUUAACUGUUGCACUGGUUGUGAGCAGAAACCCAAUGAAAUUACUUUACCAGCAGAAUGUUGGAUUACAGUUGAUAAUGUAUAACAGCGGCAUGCUAAUGAUUGUCCUCCCCAGCAGUUAUGGCUCCUCCAUCUCUGGGCUUUGUGGGAAUGCAAACAAUGACCCUCAGGACAACCAAAUGACUGAAGAGCUUGACCACAGCUGGAGGUCUCCUGUCCUGUUCAGGCACAGAAGCAUUGCGAAGGCAGUGGUUUUUGUGGGGUGUUGUUGAAUAAGCUUAGGCCGUUUGCAGAAUGUGCCACAGUGAUAACCCCUAAGCCUUACUUCCACAGCUGUGUAGUGGACUCCUGCUCUUUUGCUGGACACUAUUCAGCACUUUGUAAUUCCAUUGCAUCUUAUGCUGCUGCCUGCCAAGCAGCUCAGCUGCCAAUCAGACACUGGAGGAGUGACACUUUUUGUGGUUUGUCCUGCCAUAAGAAUGAGCUAACCCUAACCCUGUGGACCCUGGUGUCCCGUUUUGUGUGCUGAGCAGUCCUCUCCAGCAAACUGCAGUGGAGGUUGUAAGGAGGGUUGCCAAUGUGACCCUGGCUAUGUCCUGAGCGAUGGCCAAUGUGUGCUGCUUUCUGACUGUGGCUGCAUGUAUGAUGGACAUUAUCUCCCUGCUGGAGAAUUCUUCUCUGAGAAAAGCUGCCAAAGGUGCAGCUGUAACAGAGGAGACGUGGCCUGCAGCCCCAUGGAAAGCUGUUCAGCAAAGGAUGGCUUUGUUUUUUCAGCACUGUGUUUGCCAAGUUUUUGCUGGCUUUGGCUACAUCACCUUUGACAGUGUUAUUCUUCCUCACCACGGUGCUUGUACCUAUGUAGUGUCAGCCCUCAAAUCUAAAAACAUACAUGACUAUUCUCUGCUUUACUCACAAUAAACAAACUGGUGUUUUAUUGGCAGUCAUUAGAAGUUUCUGUCAAUCCCGAGACUCUGUGGAAAUUACAAGUUUUUCCAUCUGUAUGAAUGCCAAUUAAUGCUGCAAAGAUUUCCUAAAACGUUCUUGAACUGUUUUUGUUCCAUUUAAGGUGAAUGGAGAAGAACACAGCAUGCCUUUUGAGAAUGGAAAACUUGCAGCGUCCCAAGUUGGCAAUAGACUGAUUAUUACACACUCUGGGCUGGGAAUCAACUUGUCCUCUACCCAGUACCUCAGUUUAACUGUACCUCAGCUAUAUGAUGCCACAGCCUCUGGCCUCUGUGAGAACUUCAACGAAGACAAGUAUGAUGAUAUGCCACUGAGAGACGUCUCACUGAAAAACUUUGCAGAGCUCCUGCACAGCUGGGCAGUCAUAGCUCCUAGACAGCUCUCCAUUGGCAUUUGUGGGAGGGAGUGUGACCCUGUGCACCCUGUCCCCAUGUGAAAUUAUGCUCUGUGAUCUCCUGUUGAACAGUAGUAUAGAAUUUAAGCACUGCUGGAACAGUGGCGUGGAGCGUAAUGUUUACAGAGAGAUGUGCAUUAGUUGUUAUUAAGUGUUUAAUGGCAAACGGUGUGUACUUUACAGUCAGUGUGGGUGUGUUCACCAAGAUGUUUAUAUCAAGGUGACCAUAAAAGCUUCAUACAGACAUUAAAUGCUUAGCACUUUAUAAAGGGAACAUGUUAUCUGCAUUUAAAUCUCACAUGCAGAAAUUGUUUUCUCUUCCCUCAGAUGGAUGAGAGACUGUACCUAGAUAUGCUGGUGUCACACUUUGGGGGGGUAAUAUGUGAGGAUGCAGGCUGUGGCCCAGGGCAGCAGUGUGCUCUGAGGGAUGCUUUCUGGGGCUGUCAUGAUAGACCUGAAGUCUGUAAACUGUGGGAUGGCCUCCACAUCUCCACACUUGGUGGACAGCAGCUGAACUUGGAACCUGGGUUAUCUUACUCUGUGAUGUCACUCUGCGAUGAGGUCAGUGCUCAGUUGUUCAGUCUGAUCUCUUAUCGUGGACAAUGUGACAGCAGCUCUUCGAGGCUUGUCACUGUGUUUCAGAUCUUCCUGCGUGGGUUGUCAGUUGCCAUACUGGAAAGACAAGUGAAGGUGAACAGACACUGUGUCCCUCCCUUCCACUUCACCAUCGGGUUUGUCCCUGUCAUCUGGUGUGAACCAGGACAAAUCAGACGUCAUAGUGAUCUUGAGGAGAAACACUGGGAUGGAUUCUGAGUUGGAGAUGGAGAUUGGUGUUACCAUGGUGACAGUCAAAGUCCCUCUCUGGUACUCAGGCAAAUUGUAUGGUCUCUGUGGAAACCUUAAUGACCUCCACUCACACAGUUCAGUCAAGUCGUGGGUUCUCCAUGACUUUCCUGUCUGCCAUGGGUACUCUGCUGCUGCUUUGUGCCUUGGGGGCUUUACUCAGCUGCCCAUCGAGUGCUGGAUGGGCAGGCAGGGAGUUCGCCCUGUCAUUCAUGCAAAAUUAUGCAAAAAAUUAUGACACUCCUCGCAUUCAGCUCUACAUCACCGCUGUUCAGGCAAAUGCUAAAGUGACAGUGAAAGUGCCUCCCUUAAACUUCAAGCAAGAAAAAAUUCUAAAUGCUGGAGAAGGGGUCACCAUCACCCUCCCCAACAAUGUUGAGAUGUAUGGCUCCACCAAGUCUCCUAACACAGUACACAUUCAAGCCUCGGCAAAUGUGACUGUGACCUCCAUUAACUACAAGUUGUACACAGCAGACACAUCUGUGGUGUAUCCCAUCACUGACUGGGGUAAAGAAUAUUUCAUCUUUACACCUGCAAGGACCAACUUCUUCGCCUUCACAGAGUUCGCUGUGACAAAUGGAAAAGAGAGCAACCAAGUAGAGAUUUUCCCACAGGGCUUACUCAAGUUCCAGCAUCAUUUUUAUCGGCGUGGCCAUCGCAUGGUUAUAGAUCUACAGCCGUAUGAGAGUGUGCAGCUCCAGAGCUGGAAGGAUCUUUCCGGCACCAGAGUAGCCUCGCAGCACCCUGUCGCUGUUUUCACGGGUCACACUUGCACCUGGCGCUUCUCAAAAUGUAACCAUGUUUAUGAACAGCUGCUGCCAGUGAGCAGCUGGGGAACCAGCUUUAUCGUUCCUCCUGUGAGCUUUCAGAAAAGAUAUGAUAGUGUUUAUGUCCAGGCCUCCCAGCCCACCAGAGUCACUGUCCAAAAUGGCAAGCGCCAAGAUGUUUUCACUAUGAGCAGGGGGCAGAACAGGGAAAUCCGCAUCCGAAAUUCAGAAACAAAGUUCAUUCAGGCCGAUCACGGCAUUCAAGUCCUCUUUUUUUUCAAUGGCAUCAAGCUCGGCUGGAAUAAGUACUAUGACCCCUUCUUGAUGACCAUCCUGUCCACAGAGCAUUUCUGCAGCUCUUACUCACUUCAUGCCCAAGAGGACUUUAACAACCAAGCUCUGAUUGUGGCACAGACUAAUGCAAUGGCCGAGCUGCGUUUUGAUGACACUAACCUGCCUCGUAAUGUGCAGUGGAAAAAAGUUGAAGGGACAGAAUUCUCCUGGGCGAUGAUGCCCUACAAACUUUCCCCUGGCCACAAGAGACAUACAGUGACCAGCUCUGCUUCCAGCUUUGCUCUCUACAGUAUAGGAGUAAGCCAAAUGAAUGGUUAUGGUGCCCCAGCACAAUGUAUACAGCCAGGAAGUGGACCUCUAUCCUGCAGCAGUAUCACCUGCAGUGCCAAUGAGGUGUGUGAGAUGCAGGGAAAAUAUCCCUCCUGUGUCCCCAAGUCUGGUACGUGCUGGGCCAUGGGGGAUCCUCACUACCGUACCUUUGAUGGACGACACUACAACUUUAUGGGCACCUGCACGUAUGUCAUCGCUAAAAACUGCAGAAAGGAUCAUCUCCCAGCCUUUGAGAUCCUUGCCCAGAAUGAGAACAGGGGAAGCCUCAGGGUUUCAUAUGUUGGCCUGGUCAUUGUGAAGGUGUAUGACGUCACCAUCAUAGUAGCUCGGUCUGAGACUGGUCGUGUGAGGAUUGACAACACUCUGUGGAGUUUACCUGUAACCCUGAACAAUGACAAACUAGAGAUGUUUCACAGAGGCCGCUCUGUGGUCAUAGAGACGGAUUUUGGCCUGACUGUGAGCUAUGACUGGGAACACCAGCUUGUGGUCACACUCUCCGGCAGCUAUGCUGGUAAGACUUGUGGCCUCUGUGGCAACUUCAAUGGCAACCCCAACGAUGAUUUCACCACGCCCUCUGGCAGCCAGGCGACUGGAGCUGUGGCCUUCGGCAGCAGCUGGAAGGUGCCAGGGCUGGUGAAAAAUGCUGUGUGCAGAGACGAAUGUGUGGGUGGGUGUGAGCGCUGUGAGCACAGCCUGAUCAAGAUCUGGCAGGGUGACCUGUUUUGUGGGCUCAUCACACUCAUAGUAAAUGGGCCCUUUAGCAAAUGUCACGCCGUCAUUGACCCACAAGCCUACCUGGAGAACUGCAAAUACGAUGUUUGCAUGGGAGGCGGCCUUCGACAUUUCCUCUGCCGGGCACUGGAGGCUUACACUGAAGCCUGUCAGCUUGCUGGGGUCCAGGUUCAAAAUUGGAGGGAGAUGGCAAAAUGCCCUACUAAAUGUCCAGCCAACAGCCACUAUGAGCUCUGUGGCAAUGCCUGUCCUGCCACUUGUUCUGAUCCUAACGCUGCCUCCAAAUGCAAACGCCCCUGUGUGGAGACCUGCACCUGUAAUGACGGCUUUGUGCUGAGCGGAGGUCAGUGUGUAUCUGUCGAUCAGUGCGGUUGUACCUACAAGGGUCGAUACAUCCCUGCCGGAGAGUCGUUCUGGGCCGACCAGGGCUGUGAGCAAUGGUGUAUUUGCUUGGCUGGAAGCAGACAAGUCCAGUGUCAGAAUAAAGGCUGUGGGGCAGGGACACAGUGCAAGGUGGUCGAGGGCAUAAGAAAGUGCCAAGCAGUGUCCCACGGCACAUGCCAGGCCACAGGGGACCCACAUUACAUGACCUUUGACAAGAAGAAGUUCGACUUUCAGGGCACAUGUGUGUACCAACUGGUUGCACUGUGCUCCAACAACCCAGAUUUAGUGCCGUUUGAAGUGCUUGUGCAGAAUGAUCACCGGGGCAGCAAAGUGGUUUCCUACACCAAGUUAGUAGAAGUCAAGGUGUAUUCCCUAAGCAUUGUUAUCACAAAGACACACAAGGGCCUGAUAAUGGUGAAUAAUGAGCUGUUAAACCUGCCUGUAACCCUGGAUGGAGGACAGGUGUCUGUGUUUAAGAGUGGCCUGUAUGCUGUCGUUACCACAAACUUUGGCCUCAAAGUCUCCUUCAACUGGGAAAGUGCCGUGUUCGUGAAGCUGCCAAGCAACUACAUGGGAGCUGUCUGCGGCCUUUGUGGCAACUACAACGGCAAAGCCCAGGACGAUCUGAUUCCAAAGAGCGGUGACAAAAUUGUUGCACCGGUAGCUUUCGGCACCAGCUGGCGAGUGGCUGAGAUCCCGGGCUGCGUGGAAGGCUGUAAAGGGGUGUGUCCUGACUGUGACAUUACCCAGAAGGUUCAGUAUGAAAAGGGAGAUUUCUGCGGUAUAUUGAAAGACCCCCGUGGGGCUUUCCGUGACUGCCAUGCUAAGGAGGACCCAGCUGGAUACUUUGAGGACUGCGUUUAUGAUGUUUGCCUGUAUAAAGGCAGAAAGGAUGUGCUGUGUAAGGCUAUUGCAGCAUACACAUCUGCAUGCCAAGCUGCAGGGGCCAAGGUGUACAGCUGGAGAACCAGCCAGUUCUGUGCAUUGCCAUGUCCAGUCAACAGCCACUAUGAAGUUUGUGCUACUUCCUGUUCUGCCACGUGCAAGAGUCUGGCUCCUCCUCCCGGCUGCCAGGAUCUGUGUGAGGAGGGCUGCUCCUGUGACGAGGGGUUCAUCCUCAGUGGACAUGCAUGUGUUCCCUUCUCAAACUGUGGCUGUGUCCACAACGACCGUUACUACCGCGUCGGCCAAGUGUUUUAUCCAUUUGGUCAGUGUAAGGAGGAGUGUAAAUGCUCACAAGAUGGACAGGUUGAGUGCAAGAAGUUCACUUGUGGCCCUAAUGAAAAGUGCAAAGUAGAGAACGGUGUCCAAAAAUGUCACCCUGUUGGCAAGGCUGUGUGCCAUGCCUCUGGUGACCCCCAUUACCUCACCUUUGAUGGGCGAAAAUUCGAUUUCCAGGGCACCUGCACCUACACACUCUCUAAGAGCUGUGGGCUGGAAGGCACCCACCUGGUGGCCUUCUCUGUUGACGUGGAGAACGUGCAGUGGAACCAGAUGGUGAACAACAAAGUUGUGUCGGUCACUAAGCUGGUUGCUGUGGAGGUCUACGGCUUCACUCUCAUCAUGACGAACAACAUGUUUGGAGUCCUGGUAAACGGGAUCUUUAACUACCUUCCUCUGAGUCGUAAUGAUGGAGCUGUGCAGGUCUAUCAGGAAGGCCAGCAUUAUGUAAUUGCAACAGAUUUUGGACUGCUCGUCACUUAUGAUCUGGUCUACCAUGUGACUGUCACAGUACCUGGCAACUACCGCAAUAAGGUCUGUGGCCUGUGUGGCAACUUUAACGGAGACCGAAAGGACGACGUCCAAAUGCCCAACCACAAAAUCGCAGAGAGUGUAAACUUGUUUGGAAAAUCAUGGAAGGUCACCAUCCCCGGUGUGGUGUGCAAUGAUGGCUGCGAAGGCGAUUUCUGUCCUAAAUGUGACCAAGCUCGCAGGGCUGUGUUUUCAAAGCCCACUUACUGUGGUAUUCUUACAGCACCCAAAGGUCCUUUUGCAGUCUGCCAUAGUAAACUGGACCCACAGCUGUAUUUUGAUGACUGUGUGUUUGAUGUUUGUGCUUCCAAUGGGGAUGGAAAGGUGCUGUGCAACAGCGUGGCUGCCUACGCCUUCAACUGUCACAACGCAGGAGUGGAUGUGAAAAACUGGAGGACGCCAUCGUUCUGUCCCAUGAAAUGCCCAGCCAACAGUCACUAUGAGGUGUGUGCAGAAACCUGCUCUGAUUCCUGCUCAGGCCUCACAGAGCUGGUCCAGUGCUCCACCAGCUGCACAGAAGGCUGUGAAUGUAAUGCAGGCUUCUUAUUCAAUGGACAGAUAUGUGUCAAAGAGACUGAGUGUGGCUGCUAUGAGAAUGGAAAAACUUACAAGCCUGGUGAGGUUGUGUACGAGGAAGACUGUAACUCAAAGUGCACUUGCGAUCCCACCAAAGGUCUGGUCUGUGGGAAGCACUCCUGCCCUCAACACACCAAAUGCAUGAUCAGGAAAGGAAAACGGGCAUGCUACAACACAGAUCCCUGCAAAGAUGCCAACUGUCGUGUGAAGGAGACCUGCCGUGUUGAGAAUGGUGAAGCUGUGUGCAUUCCAAAAUACACAGGCACGUGCUGGGCCUGGGGUGACCCCCAUUACCACACGUUUGAUGGUUACAACUAUGACUUCCAGGGCACCUGCAAGUACGUCAUCUCCAAGACCUGUGGGAAUUUGGAAGGUCUGGUGCCGUUUUCCAUCACAGAGCGGAAUGAUAACCGAGGAAACACAGCAGUUUCCUACGUCAGGGAGGUGGAUGUGUCUGCGUAUGGGUUCAGCGUCCUCAUGGGCAAGAACCAAAUUGGUCGAGUCACGGUGGACGGAGAACUGUUGAAUCUUCCAGUACAACUGGGUGACGGUCAAGUGUCCGUGUUUCAGCGAGGUCACACUGUAGUGCUGCAAACAGACUUUGGCCUGGUUGUCUCCUAUGACUGGAACUGGGAACUUGUUAUCAAGUUGCCCAGCAGCUACUACAACAGUGUCUGUGGCCUGUGCGGAAACUUCAAUGGCGAAAGCCGUGACGAGCUCCAGAAUCCGUCUGGAAAAGCUGUCGCAUCAGUGAUAGAGUGGGGCAAGAGCUGGCAAACACCUGACCAGGACAAAGACCAUCCUUGCUGGGACACUUGCAAGAAAAACUGUCCAAUCUGUGAUAGUAACCAGGUUAAGGUCUACAAGAAGGAGGCUUUCUGUGGGGCCCUUGCAGCCAAGACAAACAGUGUGUUCAAGAAAUGUCAUGACAAAUUGGACCCGCAGGCCUUUAUGAACAGCUGUGUGUACGAUAUGUGUCAAAAUAAGGGAGACAAGAAGAUGCUGUGCCAAGCAUUGGCCUCCUACAGUAAGCAAUGUCGUGAGGAAGGAAUAACUAUCGUGGGCUGGAGGAAAAAGUUUGGCUGCCCGAUGAACUGUCAGCGUCAUAGCCACUAUGAGGAGUGUGCCAAGCCAUGCCAGCCAUCCUGUCCUUUCCCCGAAAAAAAGCAGACCUGCAAAGGUACCUGUGUUGAGAGCUGUGUGUGUGAUGCAGGUUAUGUCCUCAGCGCUGGUGUAUGUGUGCCUGCGAAAACAUGCGGCUGCUCCUAUCAGGGUCGCUAUUACAAGCCAGGCCAGCACUUCUGGGCCGACGAGGCCUGCCGUCGUCUGUGUGAGUGCGAUUCGACCCUGGGCAUGGUGACAUGCCGCGAGGCGUCCUGCUCUGCCAAGGAAAGGUGUACAGUAGAGGACGGAGAGCGAGCCUGCCGACCCAUCGGUCACGCCACAUGCACAGCCUCAGGUGACCCACACUACCGCUCAUUUGAUGGCCGCAGGUUUGACUUCCAGGGAACAUGCGAAUAUCAGCUGGUGGGACUGUGCUCUCAGCAGCAUGGGCUUGUGCCGUUCAAGGUGACUGUGCAGAAUGACCACCGGGGAAGCAAGGCUGUGUCCUACACAAGGACUGUCAACUUUUCCAUAUAUGGAAUCACCAUCACCAUCAGCAGAGAAUACCCCUACACGGUCCUGCUCAAUGGGCAGCAUGCUUUGUUGCCACUGGAUUACAAUGGUGAGCUGAAGGUGUUUCUCAGUGGUCGGACAGCUGUUGUGGAGACGGUCGCUGGUAUCACUGUGACCUUUGACUGGAGGAGCACAGUGAGCGUUACUCUGCCCAGCAACUACCAGGACGCAGUCUGCGGCCUGUGUGGCAACUACAAUGGGAACGGCAAGGAUGACCUGACCAUGCCUAACGGCCAGAUCACCCAUGAUGGAGACAAGCUGGGGGAGAGCUGGCAGGUGGCCGUCACACCAGGCUGCUCAUCAGCCUGCCAGGGGGCAUGGUGCCAGGCCUGUUCAAAAUCCCAGAGGAAAGAGUACCAAGCCAUGAAGCACUGUGGUAUUAUCGCUGACAAAGCAGGGCCUCUCAGAGAUUGUCACAGUCACGUGGAUCCCACUCCCUACCUGGAGGACUGUGUGUAUGAUGCCUGUCACUAUCACGGUCACCACGGGUCGGUGUGUGAAGCAGUGGGCGUGUACGUCUCUGCCUGUCAGAGCCAAGGAAUCGCCAUCCGCUCCUGGAGAACAGAGUCCUUCUGUCCAAUGGUGUGCCCAGCUAACAGCCAUUAUACUCUGUGUGCCGCGGGUUGUCCAGCCACCUGUGCAAGCUUAACCUCCCAUUCCACCUGUCGCAGGCGUUGUACAGAAGCCUGCGAGUGUGACGAAGGCUUCCUACUAAGCGGGGUCACCUGUGUGCCUGUGAGAGACUGUGGCUGCUCCUACAACGGUCACUACUACAAGAAAGGAGACAUCUUCUACCCUGAAAAUGAGUGCGUGGAGCAGUGUGUCUGUGGAGAGAAUGGUGCUGUAUCUUGCCAGAAGGCCAAGUGUCGGUCUGGGGAGAUCUGUAAGGUUGCAAAUGGUGUGAAAGGCUGCCACCCUGAGGGGCAGGGCAAGUGUGUCGCUUCCGGUGACCCUCAUUACAUUUCCUUUGAUGGACAGAGGUUCGAUUUCCAGGGUACCUGUGUCUAUGUACUGGCCAAGGUUUGUGAUGAUGACAAUGGCCAGCUGACGCCAUUCACUGUCACUCAGGGGAAUGAGAAGUACGGGAAUGGAAAAGUGGCUGUUACCAGGUCGGUUGCAGUGGAGGUCUAUGGUUUUAACAUUUAUAUCCAGCAGCGAAUGCCUUGGAAAGUCAUUGUCGAUGAUGAACUUCUAAACCUCCCUCUCUCCCUGGACAACGGGCGUCUCCAAAUCACCCAGGAAGGUCGCAACAUAAUUAUCCGAACAGGCUUUGGACUCACAGUCCUCUACGACACCGUCUAUUACGUUGAGGUGAUCGUGCCGUCUACAUACCAGGGUAAGAUGUGUGGUCUUUGUGGCAACUACAACAAGAAGGGCAAUGAUGACUUCAUACUUCCUGGUGGCAAAUCAACGACAAACGUUGACGUCUUUGGAAAGGCGUGGGUGGUGGACCUGCCUGGGAAUGUAUGUGGUGGCUGUGGCGGUCAGUGCCCAGUUUGUGAGCAGGCCAAGGCUACAAUGUACGGAAAACCUGACUCCUGCGGCAUCAUAAGUGCACCUAAUGGGCCUUUCAAAGCCUGUCACAGCAAAAUCGACCCAGCAGCAUACGCGGCUCAUUGCGUGUUUGACGUGUGCGCUGUGGAUGGCAACAAAGAUACUCUGUGUAACAGUGUGCAGGCCUAUGCUUUGGCCUGUCAGAGUGCAGGAGUUCAGAUUCAGUCAUGGAGGAGCAGCUCCUUCUGCCCUGCUUCCUGCCCUCAGCACAGUCACUAUGAGGUGUGUGCCAACACGUGUGGUGGGACCUGUGCCAGCUUUAUUUACCCUGUUUACUGCUCUGAAGAAUGUUUUGAAGGAUGCCAGUGUGAUGACGGCUUUGUAUUUGAUGGCAUCCAAUGUGUUGGCUUGGACAACUGUGGGUGUGUGCACGACGGGAAAUAUCUGACGAUGGGCCAAGCUGUGGUGGACAAAGACUGCAAGUCCAAGUGUGAGUGCCAGGCCUCUGGUGAGGUGAAGUGUGAAAAGCUGUCCUGUGACGAUCGUGAGGUUUGCGGUGUGAGAGAUGGUGUCAGAGGUUGCCAUGUCAAAGAGGGACACUGCAGUGUCAGCCAGGUUGGACACCUCGCCUCCUUCGACGGCAUGUCCGGAGCUAUCGGAGCUCAUGGGGCAGUUGAAGUGGCGUCUCUGUGUGACGAGAACACUGACCUGUGGUUCCGUGUGGUCGUGGACGUCAGGGUCUGCAGUAAAGGAGCAUCUCCCUCUGUCGCCACUGUGCACAUGUUCUUCAAGGAAACUGUCGUAACGGUUAACAGCCAACAUGUGACCUGGGUAAACGGCAGGAAAGUGUCUCUUCCCAGAAAAGUGAACAAUCUAUCUGUCAAAAUCUCUGAGAGUACUGUGAUAAUUGAGAGGGCGUCUGCUGUGAGGGUCACAUACUCAAUUUCACAGGAGGUCACCGUCAUUAUUGACAGCGCACUGUCUGGCAAAGUGUGCGGCGCCUGUGGCAACUACAAUCACAACUCCAAAGACGAUAUGAUGACUGCAGAUGGGAAAAUUACCACAGAUGUGUCUGUGGUUAUCGACUCCUGGAGUGCCGGUGACUUUUCUAGGUGUGGCCUGUAGAGAUGUUGGCCCUGGUGAUGGCAAGCUUCUGUUAUACGGGGAUAAAAGAAGAAUGUGAAGUCGCUGGGCUGAAGUUGGUUUGUUUACAUCCAGCCUUACUCAUCAUAUUUCUUUGCUUUCCUCCUGGUUCAUGGAAUGUUUUUAGUUGUGCACUAGAGCCUGAGUUCUCUACUGUUCGUCUCUGAUGAACCAAAAAAUCUAUCUCAUUCUUGAUCAACACCUCCAUCUAGUGGAGAAGAUCAUGUCUUUCCUACAUAACUCCAGCUAAGAAACUAGAAACAAUCACAAGUCUAUAACUGUUGUACUUGUGUGGUGAAUGUGUAUGUUGUAUAAAAUGUUCUUUAUCUUCGUACCA
Molecule: messenger RNA, 16767 nt
Organism: Paralichthys olivaceus (Japanese flounder)
Lineage: Eukaryota; Metazoa; Chordata; Actinopteri; Pleuronectiformes; Paralichthyidae
Source: RefSeq, a predicted model, not a curated record